Homalodisca vitripennis (glassy-winged sharpshooter) is the source of this 3442-nucleotide messenger RNA. RefSeq lists its product as uncharacterized. The transcript has 6 exons. Gene Ontology annotation, cellular component: nucleus. Lineage: Eukaryota; Metazoa; Arthropoda; Insecta; Hemiptera; Cicadellidae. The coding region runs from base 1 to 1116 and encodes 371 amino acids. Gene Ontology annotation, biological process: regulation of gene expression. The record is from RefSeq and is a predicted model, not a curated record.
AUGCGUAAUACAUUUUUAAUGGACCUUGACAACUCCUUCUGGGGAAGCCCUAAUUUUGCUUCUUCUAAAUCAAUUUGCGAGGCGAACUUGGCAGCACAAACUUACCCACCCACCAUCUCACAAUAUGGCUGGGCCUUUCAAACUCCAACAGUGUCCACCGUCUUCCAAACUCCAACAGUGUCCACCUUCUUCCAAACUCCAACAGUGUCCACCUUCUUCCAAACUCCAACAGUGUCCACUAUCUUCCAAACUCCAAAGUGUCCACCCCGUCUUCCAAACUCCAAAAGUGUCCACCCCGUCUUCCAAACUCCAUCAGUGUCCACCGUCUUCCAAACUCCAACAGUGUCCACCGUCUUCCAAACUCCAACAGAGUCCACCGUCUUCCAAACACCAACAGUGUCCAUCUUCUUCCAAACUCCAACAGUGUCCACCAUCUUCCAAACUCGUGUCCACCAUGUUAAAUGUGGAACUUGGAAAAUAAAAAAAGAGUACCUUCAACGUGCACAAUUAGAUAAAAAACGCUACAGAGAAGAACUCAAAGUCUACAGAAAUUCUGAUACGUAUCGUUCAUAUUUAAAAAGGAGAAGAAUUAAAAGCUGCAAAACUAAUGGCACUGAAGAAUCAGACUUUGAUGGCACUGAUGAAAUUGAUGACGAAGACAAUGAGGAGCUCUAUUGCCGAGCCUGUGAUCAGUGGUUUACUACACUCCAUAACAAGAAAGAGCAUCUCUAUGGCAAACAACAUUUUCAGGCGAUCUCACAGAAUGUGAAUAGUUCGUUCUCGCUGGACGAGUCCAGUCUAGACGGCACUUCACUGCCCAGCCGGUUGGGUCCGGCGCCCAGUCAGGAGUUACCCUCUGUUCCUGACGCCAUGGCUCACUUCAUGUCUAGCAUCUUAGAACGAGAAAGGGAGAUGAAAAUUCUACAGGAAAGGCAGAAAAUCUUAAUGGUAAGAAACAAGCAAAUAUUAAAGGAACUGCAAGAGUUAAAGCAAGCUCAAGUGAAACUGCAGAAGCUUUCGUGUCGGCAGAAGGAGGACCAGAACAAGUUGGAAAAAGUCAUUUGCGACUUGUGGGAUGUUCCUGCACUCUUCUAUCGCAAACAAACUCCGUACUGAUUCUGAAAGGAUCGUGAGCACUUGAAAAGUCGACUGAUAAAAUAUAUGUUCUGAGAACGAUUAUAUUUAACAAAAAAUUAGUGCAAUAAAAAAAUAUUAAUGUACAUUUAAAAUGUUACAGAACCUGCAUGGUGAGAAGUAAUUCAAUACGUUGAUUAUUUGAAUUCCAAAAUUAAAUAUUAUUGGUGAGGAAUUUAUAAUAUGCAUUACACUAGUUGAUACAUAACAUAUUGUUUAUUAUCACUUACUAUGGAAUAAGUAAUAAUAAUUACUACUUAUUAAAACAGCACCACAGACAAGAUGUUCACAAAUAUGACCUCUGAAGUCAGUUUUAUAGUCAUUAGAAAACAAAAUGACAAAUCUUGCCAAUUCCUUGGCCUAAUCUGCUCUCUCCAUUUGAGAGCUGGAUCAAUAAAUAUUCUAAUUUGGACUGUGAGAUGUUAUUCGUAAUAUGGGAAAUGUGACAGUCAAUGAGAGAGAUCUAAAUUUUUGUAACAUCCUUUUUUUAUGCUGUACUUUCCAUUUGAACGUAGGCUGGAUAUACCAAAACCUACGCUUCACUUAAAUCUAGGUAACCCUAUGGAUGUCCAGGAGCAACACUGCAAAUGUUCAGAUAUUGGGGUGCAAGAGUAAAUCGGUAGGUCUAGCCUACUGCGGAGGAUGACUGCUGGAGUUGGUGGGGCUCUUUUAAUGUUAAGGGUAGUUGCUAGCCUCUACAUGAAGGCAUGCUACCUCUGCCUGAAUUGACUAGAGAGCUGGCCUCUCCUUCUUCCAAGGUCAUUUGAGAGAUAUAUUGCCCGUUAUCCCUCGUGGAUCUCGACAGGAAGUGGCCCGUCACCUAACCUUACCCAUCCUGAAUACCCUGUCACUCCAGAAGCAAGCGCAAAGGUCCUUUUGGAUAAAAUGCAAUGAGAUAUAUCUCAACUUCUUCUCCUAAGAGAACAAAAUAAUCUGAAGAUGGCUGGUACUUUUCACCAGGGACAUCAUUUAUUACUCAUGUAUGGUGUGCUAGAUUCCAAAAAAAUCUCUGAGGUCAGUGAUUGUUACUGGGAUAGACUUCCACCUUUGUUAUGCUGUACCUAGUCCUUAGGAGGCAGCCUCACUAAGAAAGAAAAGGAAAAAACUUAUUGAUUUAGAACAGCACAUUUUGUUGUUUUCUUGUUGAUUUAUUAAAGAAAUUACUUUGACUAAAUAUCAAAAUUUAGUGAUUGAUUUGAUGCUACUUUUUAAAGAUGAUAUAUGGCUGGUAAAAGAGCAAAAAGACAAGAGGUUUUACUGUGAUAUCAACAACACUAGUCUUAAUAAAUAUUGGAUCUGGGAGAUUCUACUGUAGAAGACCAAUUUGAUAAGGUAUGAUGUUUCCGUCUUUAAACUAACUACUGCAUGCAAAUGGAUUGAUUUUAUAAGUCAACCAAUUAUUAUUAUCCAAAUAGAACUCAAUUUCAAAGAAUAUGUCCCAAAAGGUAAAAUCUAGUCAGUGCAACAAGAAAAUAUUCUUUGAAUGGAGAGAUGAGAUAUUCAUUCACAAACAAGAAAACAGAAUAUCUCAUUGAAUUUUUUAUAUUCAUCUUUAAAAUCUGGGUUGCAUGCUAAGUCUAAGCAACAAGGAUGACUAAGAAAGGAGGCUGUGGAUUGAUAUUAUUUGUUAAUUUCUUUGUGAAUAUAGCUUUGCUACUGGGUUUAUGGAGUUCUUCAUUCUUUUCUCCUUAAAAAUGACCAACUGGAAAAGAAUACAAAAUAUGUUUCAUUGUCUUGAACUCUGCACCACAAUCACAGGCGUCGUCUUCAGAUUGUCUCCUCUUAACCGUCCAAAAGUUACAUCGACUACCUCUAUUCGGAAUUGAUACAGCAAAGACAAGUCCUUAUGACAGAUCCAUUCCAUCUAAUAGUGUCGUAAGACCAGAAAAUACUGUGGGUUGUCAUUGUAUCUUAAAGGAAUACCAUUUAAAGUUAAUUUAAUUUGUACGUAGCCAUUUUAUUAUUUAGACGGAAACAUGCAACUUCAGUUUUAUGAUGAUUACGUUUAGCUUUCAGGUUUUAAACUAAUUUCUAAGAAUAUCAAGGUCAGAAGUUGGAUAUGUGAUUUCUAUUGUCAGAGGUUGAUUAAUCCAGAGGUUCAAUCUUUGAUUUGGUACCAAAAUCAACUUUCCAGCAGUUUGAAAUUAAAGAAUCAAGCUUCAGGUCCUUGUUUUAUCAGUCUAAGUUAUGUGCUUCUAAGUUUAAACUCGACACAAUUCAUACAGAGCAGCUUCUGCCUGAAAAGGAUUUGUGUGGGCUCCCACAGUUUAAGAACGUUUUUUCAGUUGCUAUAUCGGGAAUUUAGAAA